AUGUAUCCAAACAACUGGACAUCAGUCAAUGAGAUUGUCCUCUUGGGAUUUCAGAAUCUCCACAACUUCAAGGUUCCCCUGUUCUCUCUGUUCCUUCUGAUUUACAUUCUGACAGUUUGGGAGAACAUCCUCAUCAUAGUGUUGGUGGCCUUCAGCCGGAACCUCCACUCCCCCAUGUACUUCUUCCUCCAGCAGCUGUCCCUCACUGACCUACUGGGCUCCACUAAUAUUGUCCCCACCCUGCUCCAAACUGUAAUAAAUGAAGGAAAGACAAUUCCUCUUGUUAACUGUAUAACACAAUUGUAUAUUUGGGGCGUUUCAGAAGCCUUUGAGUGUUUACUCCUAGCAGUAAUGGCCUAUGACAGAUACGUGGCCAUCUGCAUCCCCCUGAGAUACACUUCUAUAAUGUCCCACAGGCUUUGUGUUACAUUCAUUCUCGUAUCAUGGGCUGUUGGCUUCGGCAUUGUAUUGAUUAUUGUGCAUAUGGCGGCUACACUAACAUUCUGCAAGCGCAAUACCAUUAACCAUUUCUUUUGUGAUUUAAUCCCUCUUGUAGAACUUUCCUGCUCAGACACCGUAUUUGUGCAAAUAGAUUUAAUACUCAACACAGUCCCUCUAGUUUUCUUCCCCUUUAUGCUCAUCAGUGUAUCAUAUAUGUGUAUUGCCCAUGCAAUCCUAAAGAUAGUGUCCCAUACCGGGAGGCAAAAAGCCUUCUCCACCUGCAGCUCCCACUUGGCCGUGGUCUCCAUGUUUUUUGGGGUGACAGUUGCAAUUUACUUAGUUCCCCCCAGAAAACAGUCAUUGGCAAUAAGCAAAGUCCUCUCGCUGUUAUACACGGUAGUGAUCCCCAUGAUUAACCCCCUGAUUUACAGCUUGAGAAGCAAAGAAAUAAAACAUUCCCUGAGAAAGUGUUUUUGA
Xenopus tropicalis (tropical clawed frog) is the source of this 918-nucleotide messenger RNA. RefSeq names its product olfactory receptor family 11 subfamily AN member 10 (gene or11an10). Gene Ontology annotation, biological process: G protein-coupled receptor signaling pathway; signal transduction; detection of chemical stimulus involved in sensory perception of smell. Bases 1 to 918 code for a protein of 305 amino acids. The transcript has a single exon. Gene Ontology annotation, cellular component: plasma membrane; membrane. Gene Ontology annotation, molecular function: olfactory receptor activity; G protein-coupled receptor activity. The record is from RefSeq and is a predicted model, not a curated record. Lineage: Eukaryota; Metazoa; Chordata; Amphibia; Anura; Pipidae.